Messenger RNA from Pseudogymnoascus verrucosus, 1695 nucleotides. RefSeq lists its product as uncharacterized. The coding region runs from base 51 to 1652 and encodes 533 amino acids. Lineage: Eukaryota; Fungi; Ascomycota; Leotiomycetes; Thelebolales; Thelebolaceae. The transcript has a single exon. Gene Ontology annotation, molecular function: 2-oxoglutarate-dependent dioxygenase activity. The record is from RefSeq and is a predicted model, not a curated record.
CUCCAUGCGUGUAAAGAAAUGACUUCUCUCACUUAGAGAACCUGUAUACAAUGGAAAAACUCCGCUCCCAUGGCCUCCAAAUCCUCUCCACCAUCCACGCCAACCUCUCGCCACAAGAAACGUUAUCACGUGAUACCACCCCCUUUUCGGAUGAACUCCUGGAGCUUCCUCCGCUCCUCCUUGCCUUGCUAAGGCGCCAAACUGCUCUUCUCCUCAAGCCGGUGGGAAGUUAUAAUGAUGCUCUGCUCCUGAAGCGACUGGCGGACCUUGAGCGGACUGCGAGGGGGAAGCUAUAUGUGUAUCCCUUCCAUCAGGUCCCGGUGGCGUGGAGGAGACUGGUAUGUGAGGUUGGGAUUGUGAGAGCUGUGGUGGCUAUUCUUGGGAUAUAUGGUGGGGAGGUGGGUUGGGUAGAUGAGGUGGUUAAGACGCUGGAUAUGGUGCUUAUUAUGAGUGGUGCGCCGGGAGAAGGGAGGAGGGAAUGGAUUGAGAAGACGUUUGAAAUUUUGGAAGAGGUCAUUGCGGAGCGGAAUGAGUUGGGACAUUCUGGGAGAGAGUUUUCGGGGGGGGGAGGGAGAAAGGAGGCCCACGAAACGGACUCCCCUGAACCACCACCCAAACGUUUGAGAAUCGCCAAUGAAACCUCGGCGCCAGGAGAUGUGAUAGAUCGUUUCCCGUCUUCGUCCUCUUUCACGCCGCCUGUUUCGCACCCAAUUCCCCGAAUGGAAGUGCCAGACACGUACGUCUUGGGGGCGCUCCUGUCUAAUCCAGCUGAUGCCGACGUGGGCCCCAUCCCCGUGGUAUUUACGGGAGGUAUGGGUCACUGGCCAGCGAUGAGCGAGCGGCCCUGGUCAAGUCCGCAGUAUUUGCUGAAGAGAACACUGGGAGGACGGAGACUUGUGCCGGUGGAGGUCGGGAGGAGCUAUGUUGAUGGCGGAUGGGGACAGCGGAUUAUACCAUUUAAGGAGUUCCUGGAGGAAUUCGUGAUGCGACCUUCGACUGUUGGACGAGAAGAAAGGUCUGAGAAGGAAGAUGGCGCAGAUCAAGAAGAAGACGAAAGGCGGAAAACAGGCUACCUAGCCCAACACAACCUCUUUUCCCAAAUCCCUUCCUUACGCUCCGACAUCCUCAUUCCUGACGUCUGCUGGCUCGAUCCUCCACCUCCUCACUCCUCCUCGCCGAUGGCAGCCGUGCAUGCUGCGACCGCAAAACUGGACGAGCCGUUGUUGAACGCUUGGUUUGGGCCUGCAGGAACAAUUAGCCCACUGCAUGUUGAUCCGUAUCAUAAUAUCCUGGCGCAGGUGGUUGGGAGGAAGUAUGUGAGGCUUUAUGGGCCGAGGGAGACAGCCGGAUUGUCGCCAAGAGGGGAGGAAGGGGGAGUAGAUAUGGGGAAUACGAGUUUGGUUGAUGUCGGGGCGUGGGAGGGGUGGGAUGAAGUGCCGGAGGAGGAAGAGGAGGACGAGGAGAUGGAAACGGAAACGCCGAGUAGAGAGGUGAAGAGGGACAGGUAUAGAGAGAGGUUUAAGGCAUUUGGGGAGGCGAGAUAUGUGGAUGUGAUUCUGGAGGAGGGCGAGUUCUUGUAUAUACCCGUGGGCUGGUGGCACUAUGUGAGGAGCUUGAGUGUUAGCCUCAGCGUGAGCUUCUGGUGGAAUUGAACAGACGAAUACAAUCAGUUAUAAAUCAGUUAUUCUGUUGGGG